Molecule: messenger RNA, 1272 nt
Organism: Aspergillus oryzae RIB40
Lineage: Eukaryota; Fungi; Ascomycota; Eurotiomycetes; Eurotiales; Aspergillaceae
Product: lipase family protein
Exons: 3
Coding region: 1-1272 (423 amino acids)
Biological process (GO): lipid metabolic process
Source: RefSeq, a predicted model, not a curated record
AUGGCCAGCGAUUCAAAAUUAAAGGCGCGGAGCUCUGUAAUCAAUCUGGAGCAACAGAUGCGCGAGUAUGUGACUAAUGUGACGCACUCGAGUGUGGAUCUUUAUGGGACCAUGCUGAGGAAGUUGGAUCAUAUGAUUACUUCUAUGGAUGAGGGAUUGUUUCGAGAUAAGGAGGAUAUGGGCACAGAAAAAGAGGUGAAAGCGACAUCAACAGGUCCCAGUUUCUUCUCGAAGACCUAUCUGUACCACAACUCCCGGCUCCCGGCUCACCUUCCUCCAGUGCAAAUACUGCCGCAAACAUAUGCUCUCAUCCGCCUAGCAGCCCAGUACUCCAGCUCAGCCUAUAAGAAACCCGUAGAACUCACCACGACUAGCAACCCCUACGUAAGCGCCAACAUCCGCCAGGGAACGAAAGCAAUGGUAAUCAAGCCACUCGCAUCAGACGAUCUCAAGAGCAUCGUGGUCGCAAUCCGAGGAACGCAAAGCUUCCGCGAUUGGGCCGUGAACAUGAAAACGCUCCCAACAGCCCCAGAGAACUUCCUCGACGACCCAGAGAACCUCUGCCACGCGGGAUUCCUCACCGUGGCACAGAGAAUGGUCCCUUCCGUCGCGGCGUACCUCCGAGAUCUACUAACUGAGGAUCCCAAUCGCGCGUCCUAUUCACUUACCCUGACGGGUCAUUCUGCCGGCGGAGCAGUGGCCAGUCUGCUGUACUGUCAUUUGCUCUCAACGAGCGUGUCGUCUGAACUAAAGCACUUGGCUAGUUUCUUCGGAAGCAUCCAUUGCGUGACAUUCGGUGCGCCGCCAGUCUCUAUUAGACCUCUGUUCCCGACGAAGUCACCCGCAUCACUAGGAUCGAUGUUCUAUGCGUUUAUUAACGAGGGUGAUCCCGUGCCCCGGGCCGAAAAACCUUAUAUCACCUCGUUGCUGAACCUCUACAUGUCGCCCGCGCCGUUCUCUCUCGGCACAAGUCGAACAUAUCCCUUCGUCAGCAGGAAAGAUAAACCUGCCAUUUGGCGUGUGCCACCGGCUACGCUUCAUCUUGCUGGGAACGUAGUCCUCCUGCGACACCAAUCCCAAGACCCCGUCCUCAACUUACCGCACGGCGCAAACACCAUCCAGAAAGAUGAAAUCGAGGCCUGCCAAAUCCCUAGCGAAAUCAUACAUGAUGUCAUCUUCGGAGACCCCAUAAAGCACUGGAUGGGCUUGUAUCAAGAAAGAAUCGAGCACCUCACCCGCAGAUCACAAGAGCCACCACCCUAUCAGCCUUAA